Messenger RNA from Anolis sagrei ordinatus, 1001 nucleotides. RefSeq names its product coiled-coil domain containing 86 (gene CCDC86). Lineage: Eukaryota; Metazoa; Chordata; Lepidosauria; Squamata; Anolidae. Gene Ontology annotation, cellular component: nucleolus. The record is from RefSeq and is a predicted model, not a curated record.
UCACCCGAGAGGGCCUGCCUGGAGUCUCCCACGUGGAGAGAGGAAGUUUGGAGGGAAGUCAAUCGGGGAAAUGGCGGCGCCGGUCGCUGAGGGAGAGGCGGAACGGAAUGAAGCGUCCCAGCAGGUUGGGAAGGCAGAAGAAGCCGCUGCCUUGGAGGAAAGAGGCUCAAGGAUGCGUCGGGCAGCCCCUUCGGGAGAGAAGCGGAAGGAGGCGCCAGCCGUCCCCAGAGGGAGGCCGAAGUCAGGCCGAGUGUGGAAGGACGCCAGCAAGAAGCGGUUCUCCCACAUGACUAAGGACAAGCCUUUGCGUACCUCCUGGGAACGCAAGAUGAAAGAACGUCAGGAGAAGAAAUUAGUGAAAGACUUUGCUCGACAGUUGGAAGAGGAAAAGCAGAGAGAGCGUGAGGAGAAAAAGCAGCGAAGGAAAGAGAACUUAAAAAGACGGCUAGAAAAUGAGCGAAAAGCAGAAGUAGUGCAAGUGAUUCGGAACCCAAUAAAGCUGAAGCGUGCAAAGAAAAAGCAAUUGCGCCGCAUCGAGAAGCGAGACACACUGAAACUUCUGCAGAAACAGCAGGCACAACAUAAAGCAGCCAAGGAAUAAGAACUUGAUGGGAAGUGAUCCCUCCUUUGGACAUAUGGAAUUGAUUUCCUGGUAGAGACAUAAAUCAGGGUCCUGCAUCCAUUGCAGUGGGGACGUUGGAUGCACUGGUGGCAUUUACCUGGUUUCUCUUGCCACUGAAAAAUCAAUUCUUCAAAAAAGCAUCUGCCUCGCAUCUAGCUGAAAUUCCUCUUUGCUUUUUCUUGGUGUCGGUGAUGCAGUCUGCAGCAGGCUGAACUUUAAAAAUCUUAUUAAAGACACUUAAAUCCCAGAAGGUAGCUGAAAUGGAGGAGAGCUUUGAAGGACUUUUUUAGGAUAUCUAGCUUCCAGACUUUUGUAAGUGUGACAAUGAAAGUGUGGAUUAAACUUAAUAUUUGUGUAUACCUGUGACACAAGAAAACAA